This is a messenger RNA of Toxorhynchites rutilus septentrionalis, 2498 nucleotides long. RefSeq names its product facilitated trehalose transporter Tret1-like. The transcript has 7 exons. Gene Ontology annotation, biological process: transmembrane transport. Gene Ontology annotation, molecular function: transmembrane transporter activity. Bases 922 to 2346 code for a protein of 474 amino acids. Gene Ontology annotation, cellular component: membrane. NCBI's taxonomy places the organism in Eukaryota, Metazoa, Arthropoda, Insecta, Diptera, Culicidae. The record is from RefSeq and is a predicted model, not a curated record.
GUAAAGUGUAUCUGUUCAAAACACGGACUUGCGCGCUCGCUCACACUCGUAUCAAUGGGAAUGUUAAUCUGUUGAUAACAACGUCUACCUCUGGCGAGGGAACGGGACGACACACAACGUUUUACCAUUCGAAAGAUAUUAGCUCUGGUCGCUGAAGAAGAGUUCUUCAAAGCAAAUACAUUGAUUGUUAUUUGAUCUAACGGGCGAAGUUCCACAGACUGAAACUAAUGCUAUGAGAAAUAGCUUCACGCACAGUGAUCACCUGUGAGCAGUUUUUAAGUGUUACCGUAGUUAAUGAAACUAUCUAUGUCGAUCGUUCGUCGCCGUGUUUACGUAAGAUGUGAGAGUCGGUUGUGUUAAACGUCGAGAGAGAGAGGAGACCAGACGAACCUGCGUACGUUCCCAACAACACACAAGCGACGGCGAAAGAUGAUGGUCGUCUCCUGUGCGCUGGUGUUAUCGAAAAAAUAAACAAAACAAAAAAAACAACUAGGAACAACUUCAGAAGAAUAUACUGCCUUUUCGCUUUUAUUUGGUGUAGCAGGGAAAAGGAAAGAAAAAAAAGGCACUUCGGCUUGAUACUAUACUCUACAUACUGCGCCGCCAUCCGACCAAGGCAAGAGAGAAGGAGGUUUUUACGAAUCCAUCCAUAAACUGUCGAUGGUCAUGCUCGGAGCGCUCUUCACAGUUGUUCAGCGGCGUUGGACGAAUACGGACGCGAGUGAAAGUGAAAUCGCGGGUUUUGCUCAAUAUUUCGAAAGGCGGUUUUUUCGUGACGUUGUGAGACUGGUUUCAAUAUUUUUGUGUAAACAUCUAUCUGCCAUUUAGUAGCUGCUGCUGGCUGCUAUUGCUUCUGUGGCUGCUGUUUUGUGCAAAUUUGUGUAAAUCGACAACAGUGAACGAUACGUGCCCGAACUUCAAAUGUUAUCGAAAGGAACUAGGAAUCAAUAUUUUGCAACAAUAUGUGCAAAUCUAUCCACACUGAUAUACGGCCUGUCUGUGGGCUGGCUGUCGCCAAAUUUGGAGCUGCUGCUGUCCGAUGCCACACCCCUCAGCUCCGGCGUAAUCAGUAGUUCGGAGGCCGGCUGGAUCGGCUCGAUCGGCACGGUGGGAUGCGUCGUCGCUGUGCUCAUAUGUGGCUGGGUGGCGGAGAUGGUUGGCCGGAAGGCCGCGCUUGUGUUAAUCGGCGUGACACAGCUGGCUAGCUGGGUUGUAGUGCUUUUCGCGUCCGAUUUGACUAUGAUCUACGCGUUUAGGAUUUUGGGUGGCUUCGCCGGCGGAGGUACAUUCUCCAUUGUGCCAAUGUUUGUGUCGGAAAUCUCGGAAGACAGAAUCCGUGGAACUCUGGGAGCCAUAUUAUCCAUCACUUGUAAUCUUGGAAUAUUGAUAGGUUUCAUCUUAUGUUACUAUUUAGAUUACUACACCGUGACUUACAUCGCGCUGGCAUUCUGCAUUUUGUUCUCUGUUGGGUGCAUGUUCCUACCAGAAUCUCCUCAAUAUCUGAUUACCAAGGAAAAGAAAGAGAGAGCGAUUGAAUCGCUUUGCUUCUACAGGGGAGAAGACGAUCAGGAGUCAUCCAAGUUUCUGUCGGAGCUCGCCAGAUUCAAGGACACACAAAGCAGUGCCACCAAAGACUCAAACGGUCGGGUGCAAUUACAUAUUAAGGAUUUAUUGAGCAAGCCAACAUUGAAGGGCAUUUUAAUUUGUGUCAUAGUGAUGAUGUUCCAUCCGAUGUCCGGAUCGGUACCAUUGAUCACCUUUACCGAUAGCAUUUUCCGUGAAUCGGGUUCCGAUCUUCCGCCGGCAACAUGCGCCAUGAUCGUCGCCGCCAUCCAACUGGUGGGGUCGUACGUCUCCUCCGUAACGGUGGACAAGGCCGGCCGGAAGGUGUUACUCAUUACCUCAGCUUUGGGUUGUGCAAUAUGCUCCGCCACGAUGGGAACCUAUACAUUCCUGAACGUGGUCGGAGUCGACCUGACCUACUUCAAGUGGAUCCCGGUUACCACGCUGUCCGGGUUGGUGUUCAUCACCGCCAUCGGUAUCGCUAUAGUUCCAUUCAUCAUCAUGCCGGAGAUCCUGGACCCCAGGGUGCGCGGCUUUGUCAUUACCUGGUGUUUGCUGGAGUUCCACGCGGUUGCGUUCAUGGUGGUGAAGCUGUUCCCUACGGUCGUGGAGAAAUUUGGUCUCUACUCGGUGAUGUGGUUUUUCUCGUGUUGCUGCGUAGCCGCAGCAACAUUUGUGAUAUUCUACGUGCCAGAAACGAAAGGAAAAAGUUUCGAAGAAAUCACGGAGUCGUUGGAUUCCGAGAAAAAAAACGUACCAAAGCGAACCUCUUUAGAUGUUUAGAAGCGCUAUACCAGUCAAGUCAUACAACAACUAAUCAAACACAACAAAUGAAAACUAUGCGCAUGACAAGUUCAAAAGCUAGGGAUAAGUCGAGAAUAAGCUUUAAUUUUAUGUUUAAACUUUAUGACGUUAAUAAAUUUAAGUUUCUUUUA